This is a messenger RNA of Sabethes cyaneus, 3589 nucleotides long. RefSeq names its product inner nuclear membrane protein Man1 (gene MAN1). Gene Ontology annotation, biological process: negative regulation of BMP signaling pathway; nuclear envelope organization. Gene Ontology annotation, cellular component: nuclear inner membrane. The transcript has 4 exons. Lineage: Eukaryota; Metazoa; Arthropoda; Insecta; Diptera; Culicidae. The record is from RefSeq and is a predicted model, not a curated record. Gene Ontology annotation, molecular function: chromatin DNA binding. The coding region runs from base 422 to 2941 and encodes 839 amino acids.
GUGUGUUGUGAUCGUUUGAAUUCCGGUGGAAAACUGUGAAAUUUUCAGCCGAUUCGGCUUUGUGAAAUAUUCAAAUCGUUUCCCCCGUGUGCAGUUGUUAGUGUGGAAUAAAUAUCCAGUCGCAAUGCGCCAUGAAACAGACGAAACAACGGGGAAAUUGUAAUACUUUCCUAACUGCCAACACUAACCGGCGACGGAUUCACGGGCUGCUCAAAAACAAGCGCCGUGUGCGUGGGAACAAGCCGUAAGUAAAUACGGCCCCGGUUACAUAUCUACAGCGUGCGAGGCGCCACCAGUAGGAAUUUGACCUGAGUUUGUGAUUGUGUGUUGUUCGAGUUUUUGCUUUUGAAUCAUCGACGGAAAAAGAUUUCUUGUUUUGAAAGUGAAACACGUUGAGUAGCAAGAAGGAUCAGGCACCAAUAUGACGGGCCGGAUGGACAAUCUGGAGUUGCUGUCCGACGAUGAACUUCGGCUGCGGUUGAUGCAGUAUGGCUUUCAGAAUUUGCCCGUCACAAGUCAUACUCGUAAGCUGUUGAUAAAAAAGCUCCGCAAUCUCAUGGAUAAUGAGAAGGGGAAGCUUCGUCGUGAGACAAGUUACGCGACGCGUUACUCGUCCGGUGAAGAAUCCGACGGAGAAAGGCGCACCGGAACCCGGCGGGCAACGACUUCCGGUGCUUCCAGUGCAAGAACGACGAUGCCCCCACCGGCAAGUCGGCCUACCGGCAAACGGGCCGGAAAUCAUUCGCCCGCUUCGAACAGCAGCUUACUGUUCAACAACAACAAUAACACUCACAACAAAUCGAUUUCACCCGGUUCGGGCAAGAGUUCCGUGUAUAUUUCGCCGGUCAUCAUCAACGACAGCAAGGACGAGAGCUACUCCAGCGGUUUGAAGAAGUCGGCACAUUUGUACGCCAACUCACCCUCUGCGGCCAGUGCACUGUUUCGUCGCACCACAACCAGUACCUUUUCAACUCCGCCGAGACUUCCGGCAAGCUCAGUUCUAACCAGCACAAACCCGGCUGCUGUUGCUUCGGUUACCGGCACUGGUUACCGAGCUACUGGGAACAGCCACGGUAGCUCUUUGACCGCCUUGAAUGCCCCGUCGAGCAGGUUAAUGAAUGACUCGCACAGCUCGAAUGGCAGUGCUUCGGACUCUCCCUUCAUCAGCGAAUACACCAAGCGGCUUUUGCAGCUACGCGGCGAAACUGUUUCGCACGAAAACUUCAACAACGCCAUCGGAAGCGCCAUAAGCAGCGGAAGCAAUCUCAGCUUGAAUCACAGCGGAGCACCAAUCAGCGGGAAUCAUUUCCGCAGCCGAUACAGCUAUGGUGGUCGGCAUUCGGCAAAUCACAGCGACGCUGGCGGCGGGAACGGUUUCAACGAGAACGACAUUGUAACCCAUGCUCAACCGAGUCCGGAACCUCCGCAGAUUCCGCUGCGAGUGGCUUUGGGAAACCUUAUUACCAAGCUGGACGAACAUUACGGUUUUAAGCAAACGUUUAUUCCAUGCGCGCUACUGUGCCUGUUUGUUGCCUUUUUGGUAGUUGUGGCGUUCAUGUAUAUGACCAUUAGUACGGACAUUGAAAGCGCGCUUACUUCAAUUGACACCAGAUACGACCUUUGCGAAAGCAUUUCGGCUGAUACCAGCCGAUGCGUCACACAAUCGGAACUUGAACCGGCACUGGAAAUGCUCAAACUUGUUGGUGCGGAACUGAAACGUCAGGUGGAGCACAGUAAGUGUGUCGAUUCCAGUGCACCGUACGUGAUGAGUGCCGACGAGGUUCUGAAGUUGGCUAAAAAGCACAAUCCAUCGACGCUGAUACCGCAGCUUACCCGGCAUUUGCACACCAUGGAAUAUUUGAUUGAUCGCAAUCCGCAGUGGAGGAUAAAUCACUGCGAUCAGGACGGCAAUGAGAUCGGUUUCGAGGAAGUGUUGAAGAAACGAUCCACAAUGAGCAACUAUUUCGCCAUUCUGAAUCCGAAGCUUCCGUUUAGCUGCAUGCUGUACAAUAAGUUUCACACGUUUUUCGUGAUUGUUGGCGUGCUUGGGCUGAUCGGAAUUGUCACAUAUCUAUUUCAUUAUUUCCUGAAGUUCGUUCUAUACGUCAAGCAGAAACGCAAGGAUCAGGUGAACAUGUUGAUAAAUGAUAUUAUUCAAGCUGUAAGUCAAGCGGCAACUUCUGGUGGUGGAAGCGAAUCAUCCGACGAAGGCGGUGCCAUUGUAGUUAAUCACCUACGCGAUCGGUUGAUUUCGCACGAUAACCGCAAGAAGCUAGAAUGGGCUUGGGUGGAAGCACUGCAAUUUCUCGAGCAGAAUGAAAGUCGAAUUCAGUUCGAAGUGGGCAGCCGAGGAGGCGAAGAUUUCAAGAUCAUGCGCUGGAUAGACGCGGCACCGGCCGCGUCUUUGUCAACCGUUGCGGGCAGCCGAUCGAAUCCGGGAGGAGCAAAGAAAUGGCAAAGUCCUGCCUUCGACAACACCAACAAAAUUCCGGACCCGCCAACACCUUGCCUGAAAAUUCGACAAAUGUUCGACAAAUACGAAGUGAACGAUCCUAACCUGAAGACGAUUGUUCAGGAUGCCAUUCUGGAGAAGGUUGGCACACGGUGCAAGAUCUACGAUAUUCAACUAGACCGAAACAGUUGCUGCGUUUACGUGCGUUGUGCUACCGCCAAAGAUGCAGGCAUCGUUCAUGACGAAAUCAACGGCUGGUGGUUCGACAAUCGGUUGGUUUCCAUCAAAUUUCUGCGACUGGAACGUCUGCUAGCCCGCUUUCCGCGUACGUCUGCCGGUCCGGCCUGUUUAAAACCUUCGAAUCGAAACAAUAGCUCAAUGUCACAACAGCCACCGGCGGGCGAUCGGCCUCCGAAUCAAGCGGACAGGGACGAAGACGACGAAGAGGAAGAAGAUGACCUCGAGAUGGAGCAGGAGCCAGAGUGCUAGUAAUUUAAUUUUAAACAUGAGUUUUCUAAUUUUAGUGUCAUUAGUUUUGAAUUACCGCAUUUGCUUUUAUACUGUUUCACAAAUCUUACAAAACCAUCGGACGAAUCGUUUGAACGGAAGUUUCUUCUACGAGUAACCGACUAACAAAAUUAGUGUGGAAUAUUGAACAUAAAACAACAAUAAUAUCGUUAACGUUACAAAUCAGAGAAAAUAAAGAUAAAUUUUGUUGGUUUAAUGUACUGUUGAGAGGUCGUAUAAUGUAAUAUUACAUCAAAUCGAAUUAUUAUCAUUUUAGUAACAAAAUAAAAAACAAGAAGCUGCACUUCCGCACCAAGCAGCUUAAUUAAAGCUAAUGGCUCAGGGGUGUUAAACGUAAAGUUUGCAUUAAGAAAAAAGUACUGAUUAAAAUGCAAACCGAAAAAUCGUGACCUGGUUAGAAUCACAGGAGAUAAAUCGAGAACUGUAGCCUCCUCUAGGCGGCGGCGGCGGUCGACAGACAAAAUCACACAGAAGACUAGGUCAAUACUGCGUUAUCAUUAACUUUAGCUGGUUAUGAGGAAAAAAUGUAUCUGACUAAACAUCUGAAACUUAUUAGCUUAAGCAAACAUUGUAAAAUAUGAUCGAUGAGGAAAUAAAUGGUACAUUCUU